ACUUGGCAACAUUGGCGUUGACAGUUCGUAGCUAUCUUCACUAUUAUAUAUUGUAUAUCCGCCGUAAAAUUUCGGCAAGUUUCUGAAAUAAAUCUGCAGAAAUGUCGGACUGGGAUCAGGUGACGGUGCUCAAAAAGCGGGCGCCCAAAGCCUCGACCAUGAAGAGCGAACAGGCGGUGAACGCCGCUCGCAGACAGGGCGUCGCAGUGGAUACGCAGCUGAAAUGGGGCGCGGGGAGUAACAAACAGCACGUCGCCACGAAAAACACGGCCAAACUGGACCGCGAGACGGAAGAAUUGCGCCACGACGCCAUCCCCCUGGACAUGGGCAAACUGAUCCAGCAGGGCCGGCAGGCCAAAGGGCUCACCCAAAAAGAUCUGGCCACCAAAAUCAACGAGAAGCCGCAGAUUAUCACGGACUACGAGGCCGGCAAGGGCAUUCCAAAUAACAUCAUCAUUGGCAAGAUCGAGAGGGCUAUUGGGAUUAAGUUGAGGGGUAAAGAUCGCGGUAAGCCGUUGCUCCCCCCGGGAGCCAAAAAGUAA
Brassicogethes aeneus is the source of this 542-nucleotide messenger RNA. The record is from the annotation of a GenBank genome assembly. Lineage: Eukaryota; Metazoa; Arthropoda; Insecta; Coleoptera; Nitidulidae.